AGGAAAGGAAAGGGAGGGUGCAAGGAAAAAGGCACCUAGGAGAGAAUGACUGCAUCAAAAAACAGCCAUCAUGACUUCUGUAAUUCAUCUAACGUCUAUAAAAAUCCAUAAUGGUAGCACGCUACACACAAUAUAAAUGACGAGCCAGCGCGACAAGACUAAGCUGGCUUAAGAGUGAGAUGUCAUCCCCAGGCAUGGGUACCCCCAGCGACCCCCUCCUGGCCAGUCCCGGGGGGAGAUUAUCCUCCGCUCAGGAAGGUCUCUGGAGGACCUCCCUCCCAAAGACGGCCAGCUUCCCGACGUCCUCCACCCGACAUCUAAGUCACCGUGCCAACAACUUCCAAAGGCAACACAAGAGACAGAAACCCAUUCGACCUUCGCCGCCGCCGCCACCCAACACCCCGUGUCCUCUGGACCAGCUGGACCUCAGUGAGCUGCCCCCGAGACGCACCUUCCAAGAGCUGCUCUUCAACGGGUGCAUCCUGUUUGGUAUUGAAUUCAGUUACGCCAUGGAGACGGCCUAUGUGACACCCGUGCUUCUCCAGAUGGGCCUGCCAGAUCAGUUUUACAGCUUGGUGUGGUUCAUCAGCCCCAUACUGGGAUUCCUAGUUCAACCUCUUAUUGGAGCUUGGAGUGACCGCUGCACAUCCCGAUUUGGACGAAGGAGACCGUUUAUUUUUGCACUGGCCAUCGGGGCGUUGGUUGGUCUGACUCUGGUCCUGAACGGGCGGGACAUCGGGGGAGCGCUGGCCGACACUGCGUCCAAUCACAAGUGGGGCAUAAUCCUGACUGUAUGUGGUGUGGUUCUGAUGGAUUUCAGCGCAGAUUCCGCAGACAACCCGAGUCAUGCCUACAUGAUGGAUGUUUGUAGCCCCGAGGACCAGGACCGGGGAUUGAACAUCCAUGCACUGCUGGCAGGAUUAGGGGGUGGCUUCGGGUACAUCGUGGGUGGCAUCAAUUGGGAUCAAACCCACUUUGGAAAAUCAAUGGGAGGUCAACUUCGUGUCAUCUACCUGUUUACGAGUAUCACUCUGGUGAUUGCCACAGCCAUGACUCUUACGAGCAUCCCAGAGCGGCCCCUGCCAAAGAGCCAGCCAAACAAAAACCCAAACUCAAGCAAAAGCCACCUGAAGAGCCCCAACCUUCUUCUUCCCCCGUCUCCCCCCGCCCCACCGGGAUCAGCGCUGGGAGUGGAUGAAGAAGACGAGGAAGGUCUCUACAGUUAUCACUUCUCAAAUUCCCACCUGAGCUACCCGGACCCAUUGGCUCAUUCUUGCAGCGCUAACGCCCGCCUCUGCGCGGGCCUCACUAGCCCCAUAUCACCCCUGAGCCCCCUUACCCCAAAGUACGGCAGCUUUAUAAGUCGGGACAAUUCACUCACCGGCAUCAAUGAAUUUGCCUCCUCAUUGGGGACCUCUUAUAUAGACAGUGUUCUCAUAGACUGCUACACGGGUCAACAGACACCACAGGCCCUCCUGGUGCCCAAUUCUGUACACAUGCCUCCGGGGGACUCCCCUCCCCCAGAAGGGUUCACCCAAUCAGCAGAGAGCCAUCCUGAGAGGCAGCCUGAUGGGGUCCAUCAUCCGGAUGCAGAGGGCGCUCCACAGGCAUCUCAACAAGCAUCUCAGGUUACGUCAGGGGGGCAGCAGCUCGAUUUGGGGCAACGUCGGGGCUCCAGUGGUGGAAUCCUGAAGCGACCACAAAGUCUUGCACUUAUGGAAGAGCCAGCAGCGACGCAGGUAGUCGGGCUGGAGAACGGACGUAGAAGGACUGUGACUUUUAGCCAGCAGGUGGCGAACAUUUUGCUGAAUGGCGUCCGCUACGAGAGCGAUCUGAGUGAGAAUGUGGAGACAGGAGAAUCCCAAAUGUCAAUGAAGCUUUUGUGUAUAGCCAUUUACAGAAUGCCUCCGUCCUUGCGCAGCUUAUGCACUAACCAUUUUUUGGGAUGGCUGUCCUUUGAAGGCAUGCUGCUUUUCUACACCGACUUUAUGGGGGAGGUAGUUUUUGAAGGAGACCCCAAAGCGCCCCAUGACUCUGAGGCUUACCAGCGCUACAACGCUGGGGUCAGCAUGGGCUGCUGGGGUAUGUGCAUCUAUGCAUUCAGUGCUGCUUUCUACUCAGCCAUAUUGGAGAAGCUGGAGGAGCGUUUCUCUCUUCGCACAUUGUAUUUUUUUGCCUACUUGGCAUUCGGCUUGGGCACAGGUUUGGCCACGCUGUCCACUAACCUCUAUGUGGUACUGUCUCUAUGUGUCACCUACGGGGUGCUCUUCUCCUCGCUAUGCACGCUGCCUUACUCUCUGCUGUGUGAAUACUACCAGAGCCCCCAGUUUUGCGGCUCCUCCGAGGAAGGGACCAGACGAGGGAUGGGGGUGGACAUCUCCCUGCUCAGCUGCCAGUACUUCCUGGCUCAGAUCCUGGUCUCGGUGGCCAUGGGACCCCUGACCUCACUGGUCGGCGGUGCCCAGGGAGUGAUGUACUUUUCCAGCCUGAUGUCAUUCGUGGGCUGUGUGUAUUCCUCGCUCUGCGUCGUGUACCAGCUGCCCGCCCCAGAGGGUGAGCCCCCCGAAAGCGAGAGCCAGCCACUGUUGGUGCACACUUAAGUAAAAAAAAAAUUUUUUAAAAAUUAAAAAAACAAGCAAGCUUUCACACACUAUUGAGUGUGUGCAUAGAACACGCCACAUCUCCUGCCGCACACUGUACAGCACAACAUUGUAGUGUUUCAAUGAGCGGGCAGAAAGACUGACAUUGCCGGCGCCUCCACGUGGUGUGUUUAUACAGUGUGUGUGCCCAUGCAUCAUGCAUUACGUGUGACUGAAGCUGUUGUUUGUGUGUUUGAUUAUUUGCAGUUAAUCAUCUAUUUUGGUGCUGUUUCAGAGGAUUAAUGCAACAUCUUUUUUUUCACUCUUACAGUGGAACCUCCAAUCUUCACUUCCUUUCCCCAGAGGAAAGUGAAUUAAUCUGUUCCAAUCAUCAUAAAACCUUCAUUAUCUGUAAAUGCCAUGUUUUUACACAUAACAUUUUAACUGUAGAACUGUAUAAGGUAAAUAAAUAAAACCAAAACAGGGGUAUGCUACUCACUCAAAGGUGUUUGCAUAGUGGCCUUUUAUAGGUGUAUUAACAAGUUUUGCAUGUACGCUGUAAAAGUCCCCUGUUAUGCAAUAGGGGACUCCGGCCCCAGCUAAAUAAGACCAUGCCAAUGUGAAUUUCUGUUAAGUAGGAUUCAAUAUCAAUAAACAUAAUAUUUUUGCAGUUAGAUCAUAAAAAACCUGUUUCAAUUUCUAUAUUAGAUUUUUACCCUGAUUUGAUUUUUUGAGACAGGAAAUACCCUGAUAGUCACCUUUACAUUCAUAUUACCCAAUUUAGUAAACAUAAUCAGAAAAAAUAGGCCAUUUAAAACAUAAGUAAGACUUAUGCUCAUGUGUGUGUCAAUAAAUGGCUCCCAGACAUGUGGACAGGAAGUGACGUCGAGGGUUCAGAGUUGAGUAUUAGCUGGAGUACGGCCAACAACAGUAGCCCUCGUUAUUAUUAUGAUGACUAUUAUUAGUAGUCGUAUUAUGUUAUGACUGUUGUGGGAUACAUAAUUAUAAAAUAUUAAAAGCCUGUUUGCGAUCAAGUCGUGUGCGUGUUACUAGUGGAACCUAGUGGCCUGUGAGGACAUCUUGUAUUUCCUUAAACUUUAUUUAAAUUGUGACAUUUCUGAAAAGCCAGUAAGCAUGUUUUUAGCAGUUUUACCAGUUAAAUUUCCCAUUUCCAUGUCUUUUCGCCAUACCUUGUAUCCUUCUGUGGCAUCACGCAACUUUUUUUUUUACUUCAACAUUUGGAGGUACCACUGUAAUGUGUUCCCUCAUGUCUGCAUGUUUGUUUUAGGUGAAGCGAAUGUCUGUUAAUCACAUGACAGUAUAGCAUAGCAACAUUUUUAACACUUAUUAAUUCAAGGGCUUGUGUCAUGACAUGUUUUAUGGGUUUCAUGAAGUGUAAAUAAUUACAAUGACAUGUGGGUUUGGGUGGUAUACACUUACCUUGGAUAUAGGUGUGUACUGGUGGGGCCCCUCCCCUCACUUAAAAGCCAUGACACUGCAUGGUGACGACCUCCUGGCCGAGCAGUGUAAUAAUGACAGUCAUUCUUGUCAUUAUCAGGAAGAGGAGAAGUUGAAACUGGGGUGUGACUCGAGAUUCAGGUGGCUACAGAAGAAACAGAAAGAGAAGACAUGUGAACUUUGAGUAACCGCACCUCGCAAAGUGGACAACGAAGACUCUUUGGGGUUCAUUAAAGCCAGCAGCAGCAGCAGCAACCCAUCAUCAUUGUACUGCACUGUCAGUCGCUCUUUAAGGGCACCGUUCUUUGAUGCCCUGGUCAGCACAGGCAAACCCCAUCACGCCCAGUCAGUACUGCUGCCUCAGCCGAAAGUCAGUGUUUGCCUGGGAAACAGUAAAUGUACAGAAGCUUGCUUUAUUUAUAAACAUUGUAACACUAGUGCCACCUAUUGUUCAACAUCUCUAAA
Messenger RNA from Doryrhamphus excisus (bluestripe pipefish), 4502 nucleotides. It is a transcript of the gene slc45a1, whose product is annotated as solute carrier family 45 member 1. Gene Ontology annotation, molecular function: sucrose:proton symporter activity. The record is from RefSeq and is a predicted model, not a curated record. Gene Ontology annotation, biological process: transmembrane transport. Gene Ontology annotation, cellular component: membrane. NCBI's taxonomy places the organism in Eukaryota, Metazoa, Chordata, Actinopteri, Syngnathiformes, Syngnathidae.